Molecule: messenger RNA, 4519 nt
Organism: Chara braunii
Lineage: Eukaryota; Viridiplantae; Streptophyta; Charophyceae; Charales; Characeae
Source: the annotation of a GenBank genome assembly
GGGGUUCCCAUGGGUAAGGGAUCGAGUCCGCCCAUUGCAAACAUGGUAUGCGCAUUUGAUGAGGACAGGUGGUGCUCCCAAAUCGGAAUUGAUAGGAAACUCAUACAUGGUAUGCGAUUUGUGGAUGACGUCAUGAUGAUCAUAAUAGCGGGAGGUGAGGAUCAAACAAAAGAAGAAGAAUGUCAGAAAUCCUUCAUGGCAUGCUACCACGAGUCGAUGAAACUUGAGAUCACAGCGGAUAACAACACCAUGGAAUGGACAUAUCUGGAGACAAGGAAAACGCUCGCCUCUCUCCUUGGCAUCCCAGCCCAGGAGCAAAUUCUCAUCUGCGGAUCUGCGAAGUUGGACUCUUCGAAAGUCCUCGCCGCCUACCAUCUGCCAUCCGAUGAGAAGAGACUGUUUUUGUUCAACAAAGCCAGACUGAUAAGUGGGGCGCCACCACCUCCUCCUGAGGAUGUCGAGAUUGUGGAGCCUCAGAUCCCGACUGGCCCGUCGUCGGUCGUCAUGGGAGCACGCCACCCCCUCCUCGAUUCCGACAGCCCUCUGCUUCAGACUCUGCCUAAUUACGAGCGGCAGUUCAAGUACCAUCUUCAGAAAGGCCACGCCAUCUGGCAAGCCAGUCAAUCACGAUUUGACACGUGUCAGCGCCUCGUUGAGGAGCAAAAGGUCCAAGAACAGGCCAUUUUAACUGGGAGGGGCAACAUGGCUAUCUACUACAAGCACAUCUGUCAUCAAUACAAAGACUUCAUGAAGACGUACGAGCGGCAGCAUAAACACCACACAGAUCUGCUGAACAAUUUCGAGAAGGAGAUGGCCAGACUCAGAGCCUGCCAGUUGCACCCUGACCUGCAGGCAGAAGGACGGAGAACGCUGCUUGAUUGUGAGAAGGAGGGGGAAAUUCGUCAGAGGGCGGCAGACUGUGCAGCCAAGAACAAUCACUUCAACUCCAAGGUAGCAGACCUGAGUGCGCUGUUUGCUGAGAUGCGGCGGAGUGUACAGGAAUUAGAGACCACACCACUGGACGUGGAUGUUAGACAGCUGGCGUUCAAGAUCGACGACAGUCAGAAGUACAUCGAGGAACAGACAAGCAUUCUCACUAGCUUAACGAAGGACUUGGGGACGGUGAAGAAGAUGGUGAACGAGUGUGUGGAGGGGAUGAGGGCGACUGAACGUUCGGCUUCCUUAAGACCGUUGGAUGUGAUUAACCAUCUUCAUCCGAUGGACCAGGGGCACACAUCUUUCCAGCUACCGAAGAUGGAGGAAUGCGACCGGCGGCUUGCGCAUCUGGUGCUGUACCUGAGGGACUGCAAGAAUGACAUGAGUCGAUGUGUGCACAUGCAGUUGCAGAAGGUGGCGGCUCUUCAGUCGACGAUCCGCGACAUGCGCUUCCAGCUGGCUGCGUACCGAGAAGCCCUCGAUCAACAAGACAAGCACUUUGAUGAGUUGGUAAGACUGCACCGCGUGCGGCCGGCAUACCGCGUCUGCCUUGCGGAGAUUGUGUUCCGGAAAGCGUAUUCGGAAUGGUACAAGGGGCAAGCGGAGCAGUUGGCGGAGAAGAUCGCGCAGAUUCGGGACGCUGAGGUGGCAAGGAGAGAAGAAUUCUUUCAACAGCAAAAUGUGUACAUAUCGAGAGAGAUCAUGGAUCGGAUGGGGCUAUCGGGUCUGCCGAGCCAAUGUGAGGUGAAUCUGGCGCCGUUCGAUCUGGAUUUGCUGGAUGUGGAAAUGGAAGAUCUCCAGAAAUGGGCGCCGGAGAGCCUGUAUGGUCAAUCGUCGGAGCAGGUGAGCAGAAGGCUUUCGUCUCCGAGGGCAAGUGCAUCGUCAUCUGCGGUGUUGCGGACAAGCACAGAGGGUGCAGCUGUGGUGCGUCGGUCAACGGCAGAGGAGGAGGGUUCAGCUGCGCGGCGUGACGGUGGUGAGGAGGAUGGCGUUGGCGGCGCCGAGAUCGACGAAGUAAUGGAGUUUAAGAAGCUAGAGCUGGAGAACGCCCGGCUGAAGGCGGAGCUUGCGUCGGCCAUGGCCAUGCUUUAUGCGUUUGACCCGGAGCGGUUCAUGGAGGAAGGGGCGCAGGUGCGGGAGGGAGAGGGGGAUUCGGAGGGUGCCGACUCCGGCGGUACGGUGAUUCAGGCACAGAAGGUUGCAAAUGCAUUGUAUCUGAAGGAUGAGUAUGGAAGGCAGCUGCAAGAUCAAAUGCUUCAUCAAAAGGACCAGAUUAGGUUGUAUGCGCAGAGAAUAAAGGACCUGGAAGCGCAGCUCGAAGCGCAGCGGGCACAGAUGAUGGCCCAGCAAGGGCUGAGGGAGCGGGGAAUGGGAGAGGGGAAGGGCGGGAGUGAUCGAUGGCCGAAAGAACAGGACGAAGGGCAGCUAAUGAUGAUGACACUAGCAGGGGGAAUGCAGGCGGCAUUCCCUCGGGCACCGUUCGAGGCUGGUUGGAAGGAUCAUCGGGAGAAAGGAGGAGGCAUGGUUGAUGAAUCGGGUGGCCGGAGUGUGAGGGAAAAAGCAUCCAGUGCGACGGAGAUGGCAUCAUGCAGUCAGGAUGAACAGAGGAGCGUCGGGGUCGGUCGUGACGGGGAAGGGAAACGAGGCGAGGACGGAGGAGGGUCUAGUGUACAAUCGACUGCUGUUCAGCAAUGCGCAAAGGAACAGGACUGUGGGCAAGUUUUAGAGCAGCCGCCGGGGGAUGCUGGAGAAGAGCAUGAACCCUCGAGUGUAACUGACGAUCAUGCCAUGUUGGACGCAUCUGGUCAUGCUUCCCAUGGCCACCAAUCGCAGGCGGGUGGCGGGGUGAUGUGCAUGGUGGGGGUGGAAUCGGCAGACACAGCAAUGGAGGACUCGCAGGGAGUAGUAUUGCAAGCUGAAGGAGAUCGAAUGGUUCCUGAUAGCGGAAGUGGGGUGAUGUGUGGGGUAGAAGGGCAGAACGAAGGGGCGGGGGUGACUGAGGGUGCCGGACGCGGCAUGGAGAGUAGGAUGGCAGCGGGUAAUCGAGAAGAGGGGGAGGAGGAGCAGCACGCAGGCAGCAGCUUUGGGGGUGAGGGCGAUGCGAAGCAAGGGGGCGCCUCUUUCACGACAGCUAUAGAUACGUGUGUGUCAGGAGAGAAGGAGGUAGGGAGUGGCAAGGCGGGGGAGGAGGUAGGGAGUGCCAAGAUGCACUCCGGAGAGUCCGCGGAGAGCAGGGUCGCAGCAGCAGCACCCCAGCGGCGCGCAAAGCGGGAGGAGGACGAACACAAUAGUCUACUUGUCGAUGAUGAUGUGCGUACAAGUGACAUCGAGCGUCUUCAGAAUGCUCUCGCUGAAAGUUCCGCUGCUUGUCAAGCUGCCGAAGAGCGGGUGAAAGCUCUGACAACCGAGGUGGACGAGCUGCGCGCUCUUUUGAAAUCCAAGGAGGAUCUCCUGAGUGAAAGCCAGGUGAACUGUGCCCACUUGGAGCACCUUCUUCAUGAAGCACGCGAGGAGGCACGGACCAAUCAUUGUGCAGCCAACAGUGGGGCAGCAAGGUAUGCGGCAUUACGGAAUGUCAGCAUCAAGCAGAGAGGGCUCAUGGGAAGGUUCCAAAGAGCCAUCCCCAUGCCGGGAAGCGAUCCAGUUGUACCCUUUCCUGAGGCUUUGAUUACGCUCGCAAAGUCCCUCUCCGCGUCGUCGAAUGUUAGCGUUAGCCAGGGUGAAAGUGACGAUGGGCUGGAAUGGUUCCGCGCAGCGAUACGCAGCCUCGCGGAACAUGUGUACCAGUUGGUGGUACAUAAGGACAAGCUUUGUCGGCAAUUAGAGAUGGAGAGGAGGCUCAACGUCAGCGAUAUUGCACUCUUCAUGCGCAACGCGGACGGAUUUUUUGUCGCCGUGUGCCCCAAUCGUCCAAACUACUACUUGUCAGAUCAGCCGACUUCUCCACAAUCCGCAGAACCCAAGCAUCGUCUAGUGCAGCAAUGCGUUGUGGGGCGAGUUACGCGCAUAGAGCAUCACGCCGUCGCCCCAUCCCCGUGCGAAGCAAGCAGUACGUCGAAUGUUGUCGACUCCGCGGCGAGCAGUUGCGGUCCGUCAAGGCCCACGGGCGUAGUCCCAUCUGGUGGUCCGUCUGGUCCCGGUGGGGGCGUCAGCUGUACGGGGACCACGAGUACUACACCUCUGGACAUGCCGAGGAGUCCGCCGACAUCAGUCUGGAAUCCGUUCAAACUCCCGUCAGGCGCCGAGUUUUUUAUUGUGACGGCGACUUCCGUCCCUGGACUGCAAUUUUUGCCUCCAACAGUUGGCAGGUUGAGAUGACGACGAUCAGGGGUGGAGGGGUGUCAGGUACGCUGUCGUGGGGUGCCUGCCGUGCAGAAACCGCGAGGUAUAGGAAGGAGGAAUUGAAGCGGGGAAGUCCUUCGAUCGUGUUGUGCCCUGGGAGUGCGCUUGGCAGCAAAUGGGAAUUAGCAAGGACUUGCUUGCACACAUGGCAGUGGAAGUAGAGUGCUAUAGCUUCUCUCUGAUCAAGGUGAUCUUGUGAAGUCAAGCAAGUGUUAUUUCAAAGUAAAUCUUUACAAAAUCA